AUGGAAGAACUAACAGAAUACGAAUUUUCUAGAUUAAGUGCUAGCGAAAAAGAAAAAUAUCUUAAUGAUUUAUUAGGAGACGAAAAUGAUCCAGAAAAUAUUUAUUUAUCGGACAGUGACGAUGAUGAAUAUUUUCCAGAAGAUCAAUGUCCGAUUUCGGACACUGAGGAAACAACUGAACAACAACUUGAGCAAUCAGAUUAUGAAGAUAAUCAAAGUGACGAUGAAGAAGUAGAGAACGAAGUUGAACCACUGGAGGAAUUUAUGCUGGGAAAAGACAAAACCGCAUGGGCUCGAAAACCAUUUUAUAGACAUCAAACUGCGAGAUGCAAUGUUUUGAGGCAAAGAAGUGGUCCACAUAAAAGUACGGAGUUGUUAUCAAUGUCUCAUACAUUUCAAAAAAUUUUUACUGCUGAAAUGGUUGACAUCAUCGUGCGCCAUACAAACGCCAAAGCUAUUUCAACAUAUGCAACAUAUAAUGAGGACAAUCCGGAUAAGAAGCAGCUAAAAUGGAAUAAUUUAACGAGUCAAGAGUUCCGUGCAUUUUUAGGAGUGUUGAUUAUGUCUGGUGCAAACAAUUCUAAUGCCGACCAUACAACGGAAAUGUGGCGUCCAAAUUCGUAUCCAUUAUAUCGUGCAUCGUUUGGACUCGGUCGAUUUUGGAAUAUUUUACGAUUUAUUCGAUUUGAUAAUGCCCACACUAGAGCUGAUCGUUUGAAAGAAGACAAAGCUGCUCCUAUAGCAGACAUAUGGACUAUGCUCAAUAGGUCGAACCCGUUUUACACAAUACAUGCCAUCGAAACCCGCAAAGUAUGGUGGAUAUGUGAUUCAAAAAAUGCGUACCCACUUAGAGGACUUAUUUAUACUGGAAAAUCAAAGGAUGGACGCGAAAUAAAUCAAGGAGAACGAGUUGUGAAAGAAUUGGCUGCUCCAUACAAAGGGUCUGGUCGAAACAUCACUAUGGACAACUUUUUCACUACCUUGCCUUUGACAAAUUUUCUUUUGUCAUGGAAUCUCACUACUGUAGGCACACUACGAAAAAAUAAAAAAUAUAUUCCAGCUGAAAUGAUGCCAUCAAAAAUACGUGAUGAAUAUUCUACGGUGUUUGGGUUUCAAAAAAAUUCUACACUGUGUUCGUAUGUACCAAAAAGAGGCAAAGCAGUUAUCAUGUUGUCUUCAAUGCAUUAUGAUAAUACUGUCUGCGAUGAAACAAGAAAAAAACCCGAGAUUAUAAAGUAUUAUAACUCAACAAAAGGUGGUGUUGAUAGAAUGGAUCAAAUGAUCGGACGAUAUACCACACAACGACAGACAAAUCAAUGGCCCCUUGCAUUUUUUUUCAAUAUCAUUGACGUGGCCAGUCUUGCAACCUACAUAAUUUAUUAUGAAAAUAAUAAAAUGAUACCAAAAAAAACCAGCCAACGCCGAAUAUUCUUACGUCAACUGAGUGAAGAACUCUGCAUGCCACAUAUUCAAGAAAGGUCUCAAAACUGUCAAAUUAUGAGACACUUUUCAACUAAAAUGGCAAUUGAAAGUAUUUAUAGAUUACCUAUCAAAUCGACUCAAACUUCUGAAACCAACGUACCAAUAAAACAGCUAGAUUCCACGGGACGUAUAAAAGUUGUUGGCUGUUGUAAAAUGUGUUUGAAUGGAGAAACGAGAAAACGCAGAAAAACGCGAAAAUCAUGUGUAAAUUGUAAUGAACCAGUAUGCGAUGAACACUCAAUAACUAUUCAUAAAUGUGGUAACUGUAGACAGUUGUAA
Melanaphis sacchari is the source of this 1761-nucleotide messenger RNA. RefSeq names its product piggyBac transposable element-derived protein 4-like. Lineage: Eukaryota; Metazoa; Arthropoda; Insecta; Hemiptera; Aphididae. The transcript has 4 exons. The coding region runs from base 1 to 1761 and encodes 586 amino acids. The record is from RefSeq and is a predicted model, not a curated record.